AUGCUUGUAUUUAUAAUUUAUGUUUUGGUUGUCUUCUGUAGAGUUGUUUUAGCACCAUUGACUAGACAAAGAUCAUACGGAAAUGUUCCUCAGCCACACGCCAUCUUAUAUUACUCUCAGAGAACAUCUAAUGGGGGUCUUCUCAUAGCUGAAGCCGCUGGAGUUUCUGACACAGCUCAAGGGUACCCAGAUACUCCUGGUAUAUGGACUACGGAGCAAGUGGAAGCAUGGAAACCCAUUGUUGAUGCGGUUCAUGCUAAAGGCGGUGUCUUCUUCUGUCAGAUUUGGCAUGUGGGAAGGGUUUCAAAUACUGGUUUUCAGCCAAAUGGGCAAGCUCCCAUCUCUUCUUCUGACAAGCCACUAACCCCCCAAAUUGGUAUUGAUGUUGAGUUUACACCUCCAAGGCGAUUAAGGACAGAUGAAAUCCCACAAAUUGUCAAUGAUUUUAGACUCGCUGCAAGGAAUGCUAUCGAAGCUGGUUUUGAUGGAGUGGAAAUUCUUGGGGCCAAUGGCUACCUUCUUGAUCAAUUUAUGAAAAAUCAAGUGAAUGAUCGAACAGACGAAUAUGGUGGAUCUCUGGAGAAUCGUUGCCGAUUUUCUCUGGAAGUCGUUGAAGCUGUUGUUAAUGAGAUAGGAGCAGAUAAUGUUGGAAUUAGAUUAUCUCCAUUUGCCAACUGUAUGGAAUCAGGGGAUUCAGAUCCGAAAGCAUUAGGGCUUUAUAUGGCUAAUUCGUUGAAUAAAUAUGGAAUUCUGUACUGCCAUAUGGUUGAGCCGAGAAUGAAGACAGUUGGAGAAAAAUGUGCAUGCCCCCACAGUCUUGUACCCAUAGGAAAGGCUUUCAAUGGUACCUUCAUUGUUGCAGGUGGUUUUGACAGGGAAGAUGGGAACAAUGCUGUGGCUGAGGGUCGUGCAGAUCUUAUCGCCUUUGGUCGUUGGUUCUUCGCUAAUCCAGAUUUACCAAAGAGAUUUGAGCUUAAUGCUCCUCUGAAUAAGUACAACGGAGAGACCUUCUGCAUAUCUGAUCCAGUUAUUGGCUACACUGAUUAUCCGUUCCUUGAAACCACUGCUUAAUUGGUUUACUGUAUAGAAGCUUGAACCUUCCUAUAUUGCAUUGCAUAAUGACAGUAAAAUUGUCAUUUGGUAUAGUGUUGUAGCUUGCGACCACGUAAGUUUAAUAAAGAUAAUCUGUUUUUUUUCUAA
Messenger RNA from Prunus avium (sweet cherry), 1200 nucleotides. The record is from RefSeq and is a predicted model, not a curated record. NCBI's taxonomy places the organism in Eukaryota, Viridiplantae, Streptophyta, Magnoliopsida, Rosales, Rosaceae.